This is a messenger RNA of Rattus rattus (black rat), 1672 nucleotides long. RefSeq names its product myelin oligodendrocyte glycoprotein (gene Mog). The record is from RefSeq and is a predicted model, not a curated record. Gene Ontology annotation, cellular component: external side of plasma membrane. Gene Ontology annotation, molecular function: signaling receptor binding. NCBI's taxonomy places the organism in Eukaryota, Metazoa, Chordata, Mammalia, Rodentia, Muridae. Bases 155 to 892 code for a protein of 245 amino acids. Gene Ontology annotation, biological process: T cell receptor signaling pathway; regulation of cytokine production. The transcript is spliced from 8 exons.
CAGCUGUGGUAAUGCUUACAUGGAGGUUGGGCUUGGGCAGUAGUGCCCUCCCAGAUUCUCCCUUCAGGCUUCUUGGGGUAAGGGACAUGCAGCCAGAGGGCCUUAGCUUGGCCUGAUCCUGCUGUCGGGGACCCUGUCCCCAGUAACCAUAAAGAUGGCCGGUGUGUGGAGCCUUUCUCUGCCCAGCUGCCUCCUGUCCCUGCUCCUCCUCCUCCAGUUGUCACGCAGCUACGCAGGACAGUUCAGAGUGAUAGGGCCAGGGCAUCCCAUCCGGGCUUUAGUUGGGGAUGAAGCAGAACUGCCGUGCCGUAUAUCUCCUGGGAAGAAUGCCACGGGCAUGGAGGUGGGGUGGUACCGUUCUCCCUUUUCAAGAGUGGUUCAUCUGUACCGAAAUGGCAAGGACCAAGACGCAGAGCAAGCGCCUGAAUACCGGGGACGCACAGAGCUUCUGAAAGAGUCUAUUGGCGAGGGAAAGGUUGCCCUCAGGAUCCAGAACGUGAGGUUCUCGGAUGAAGGAGGCUACACAUGCUUCUUCAGAGACCACUCCUACCAAGAAGAAGCCGCCCUGGAGUUGAAAGUAGAAGAUCCCUUCUACUGGAUCAACCCUGGUGUGCUGGCUCUCAUUGCCCUUGUGCCUAUGCUCCUCCUGCAGGUCUCUGUAGGCCUUGUAUUCCUCUUCCUGCAGCACAGACUGAGAGGAAAACUCCGUGCAGAAGUCGAGAAUCUCCAUCGGACUUUUGAUCCUCACUUCCUGAGAGUGCCCUGCUGGAAGAUAACACUGUUUGUUAUUGUGCCUGUUCUUGGACCCCUGGUUGCUUUGAUCAUCUGCUACAACUGGCUGCACCGAAGACUGGCAGGACAGUUUCUUGAAGAGCUAAGAAACCCCUUUUGAGUGAUGGUGCGUCUUCCUGGAGCGAAGGAAAGCCUGGCAGGUCCUCGGGGAUGUCUCUCACUGGCCUCUCUGUUAUGGACACAUUCCAAUCUACAUCUACAGAAACACUCGGGAUCUGAGUAGAACUUGAUUUUCCUCCCACAACUGUCUUUCUUUCCUCAGCUCCUUCCUCUAAAUCUUUUUUGACUCCUGUCUUAGUCUGCCUCUAGAAAACACCCCAUGACUAAGGCCAGGGAGUCUAUCAGGAGACACCUAUGUACCGGAGUAAUACAGGAGUGAUUCUGCCAACCAGGAUACCCAGCGCUUCAAACACCAUUACGAUCUACAGAACAUCAGCUCUGCAAAUGGUGGAUAUUUCUUCCAGAGCCACAGUCUUGACUGGGAAGAAUAUCAGUGGGGAGAGUAAGGGGGUGAGGGACAGAAGAACCCACAACAUGAGGGAAAGCUAAAUGAGCCAGGGUAUGAAUAUGGGAGCCUGAACCAAAACCUGGAGAUUAAAAAAAAAAGUCAAAAGAAUACUGGAUCAGAGCAACACCAUCUUGCUUUGGCAGCCUGGUGGGAGGACCUUGAGAAGCAAGAGUCGAGAACUGGGUCUGUUCCCCUACGUUCCACAUCUUCCUGUUCUCUCAUUUUUCUCCUAUCUUAUUUGAGUACCCACUGUUUGGUUUUUUUUUUUUUUUUUUUUUGUUUGUUUUUUCAACAAUUACUACUUGGUGGUGUAUCAGACACAAACAAGCUAGGUGCUAAUUAAUAAUAAUACAAGUUUCUUUGUGCACACUU